CUCGCCUCCCCGGGCCGCGGCGGGCCCGCUGCCGCCCUCCCCCGGCGCCGCGGCGGGCGGGAGGAUGGAACAGGGGCUGUCCGCCAUCACCCUCUACUGCGCGCCCGCCGCCGGCGCCAUGGAGCCCGAGCAGCAACUUUCAAAGGGAGAUAGUGGCUUUGAGAAUGUGGAGCUGGGUGUCAUAGGAAAGAAAAAGAAAAUUCCAAGGAGGGUUAUUCAUUUUGCAAGUGGAGAAACAAUGGAAGAAUACAGCACAGAUGAAGAGGAAGAUGAACAAGAGAAAAAAGACCUGUUGCCACCUGUAGAUCCUACAACACUCACGUGGGGACCCUACUUGUGGUUUCACAUGCUGCGAGUUGCCACAUCAACCUUAUCAGUGUGUGAUUUCCUGGGAGAAAAGAUUGCAUCUGUUCUGGGGAUAAGCACACCAAAAUAUCAAUAUGCCAUUGAUGAGUAUUACAGAAUGAAGAGAGAGGAGGAAGAGGAGGAACAGGAAAACAAAAUGUCAGAAGAAGCAGAAAGACAGCAUCAGGAACAGCAGAACAAGCCACAAGCUGAAGCUCCUGUCCAGACAGACCAGCCUGGAGCAACAGCAUGCUCUUCAUUCGUGAAUGUAAACUUUGAAAGUGAGGGAGAUUGCCCGCCCAUUGCAGAAAAUAAAGAAGAUGUAGUUCCUGUCCCUCCUUAAGUGUAAAGCUCUGUAUAAUGUAGGAAAUAAGAACUGUCAGGUGUCACAAUCUGCCUAUAAACAGGAAAAAUAGGAUUAUACUUGUUCAGUGAAAUACAACUCCUACCAUUCUUAUUGAUCAGGAGAGAGCUAGGUGAUGUCUGUUCAGUCUGUCUGCCUAAUAAGGCUGAGGCAUUCUGCCAAAUUGGCACUUCAGUUAAAAUGAAAAUUGCACUACAAACAUUUGGUCUGAAAUUGAAUGUGUGAGCUAAGUUCUGUGUAAAGCAAGUAGAAAUGUCUUUUCUUUGAAUUGCUGUGUCUCUCAACACUUGUGGAUUGCAGAGGCAGUGCUGUUUCCUACUUCUAAAAACCUGAUUUGCACAUUGUUUGCAACUCGGCUCUCUAUGAAUAGAUUAAUAGGAAUUAAUAUCCUGUAACUCAAAAGUAAUUAUAAUAGAGUCUUAUUUCCCCUAUUUAUUGUCACUGUUGUAUGCAUGUAUUUUUUUCUGUUGUUAACACAAGAGAAAAAUGUUAGAUUUAAUGUUAAUUAGAAUCAAGGGUCCACUGACUUUUUUUUUUUAAAGUAAAGAAAUUCCAGCUUUCCAGGAGGCUAUAAGCACCCUUAAGAACUUAGGACAAGUACCACCACUCUUGGAGGCUAAUAGUGCUCAGCUGCUCCAUGCAGUGCUGUAGCAAAGUUCAGAACUAACAUCAGUGUAGGAUGUUCUCACUCCUAACCCAAGAAUUAAGAGACCCGUGUGCUUAAAUGCAUACUCUUAAUAGUCCUGGAAAGAAACUAAAGUCUUGCUAAAUUAUGUUAAGUGCACUGGACACUCUAUGUAGUACCAGUCUAGAACUAUGAACUCUUCUGGACAUCGAUUACCCAAUUUAGGAAAUAAAGAGAGGUUUACGUAUGAUUAGGAUCUAGAAGAAAAUUCUUAAAAACAGUUUUAUUAUAAAAAUUAUCACCAUCUUUCCUGAAUGGUUUUCUGUAGUCCUAUUUCACUCACAAACAUUAGGUUACUGUACUUCAGUAACCUAAACAAACUCUGUGUCUAAUAUUAAAUUACCAGGAAGGGAUGUACCACUGCAGGUGGUUUUCACCCUGUAAGCACAGAAUACAUAAAUAACUAGAAACAACAAAACCAAACUUACCACUCUUUCCUUCUCUUAAAUAAUGUGUUGUGAUACUGCACUUGGAACAACAGAAAUUUUUCUCUAAAUGAAGUGCAGGUAGCUCCAGAGCAAAUAGCAAUUAAGGCUCUUUUAGUGCAAUGACUGUUGCACCUGUAGCUUGUAAAAGGUGAAUGGUUUACUUCGCAACAAUCAGAUGUCAUUGCCCCAGUCAUUUUCUGUGGACAACUGUUGCAGGCAAAGGAGCAGAGAACCUGCACUAGUUAGCAUGUAAAACAGUACUUCUGUCCUUGAGAUUUCUAAAAAAAAAUUUAAAAACAGUCUUCAGCAAAACUGGGUUGUUGGGUAUCAUGACGUGUCCCUGGCCUUGCUCCCACUGCCAACUGAGGAGCCUGAUGUAACACCACAGGCCAGGUAACUUGGCUCUUAGUUUCUGGAAUGGUUACGUAUUUCAGAUGACCCUGUGCCUGAACCAGUGUCCUGUACAGCACAAACUCUUCCUCUCAUCUGUCUGUGGCACUCCAGCACCACAGAAAAGCUAAGGAGGAGGAUUCAGUCUUCAGCUCUAGGCCAUCUAUUUAGAUACUCCAUUCUUUGCCUUUUCUGAAUUGUAAGACCGAGGGUGCUGACCACUGUGUAAAAUCCCUCCUUAGCCCUGAACAUCUGCAAGAGACAGCUUGGUUCAACACCUGGGGAAUACACAGAAAACAAGCUUGUUCUCUUGUGGAGUUAAUUCUCUUAAGAGUUCUUAGAGCGUCAAAGAAAGAAAACCUCACAUAGCUUGAGUAAUACCUUGCCAGCUGGAGAAUACUUUGCUUUUCUUCCAAGAAAUUAAUGUCAGUUGGUUUUUUUAUCUCCUUUCCCUACUAUUUCUUGUGUAACAAAUGCUCUCACUGCCUUCUUUGUAUAAAAUACUGUAUUACUCACUGUGCCUUAACUUAAUCCUUCCUUUUUUGCAAACUGUAUGAAAGUGGUUACUUUCGUAUUGGUUUUUCUGUAAAUGCAUUAAUUGGUUAUUUUAUAUUUAAUAUAAUUUUUGAACUGGAAGUUGGCUAUGGAUUUUCCUUUAAAACUGUGUGGUCUUUGAAACUUUAUGCCUGUACACAGGUGUGCGUGGCUGUUUAGUGUUGUCAUCUUUACUAAGUCACACAUCCUGGUUGAAUAUUCAGGCACCAGAAUUCAAAAUAUCAUUUUACCCCCACCCCUUCCUUAGACUCUUGUGUAGUACUCUGUGUUCAGCACUACCUCAAACUAAUAAACCAUGCAGAAUUGCAAACA
Molecule: messenger RNA, 3079 nt
Organism: Corvus hawaiiensis (hawaiian crow)
Lineage: Eukaryota; Metazoa; Chordata; Aves; Passeriformes; Corvidae
Gene: FAM177A1
Product: family with sequence similarity 177 member A1
Exons: 5
Coding region: 65-688 (207 amino acids)
Source: RefSeq, a predicted model, not a curated record